AUGUCCUCCAAAGCAAAGCCCACGUCUUCCCAGUAUGCGCCCCUUUCGCUACACGACGAUGGCGAGGGCUCCAGCGCAACUGUUGAGAAGCGCUCCUCUGAGGACGACCACUCUGCCUCCUUGCUCGAAGGCUCGGAUGAAUUUUCCGCGCUCGGGCCAUCCAAGCCCGCCCAGCUGCCCAAGCUUAUUAUCUACUUCUCUUUCGCUUUAGCGCUGUUAUCAGCUGUGAACAUCGCUAUCCUUCCUACUACACUAUCAAAGUACCAAGCCUACCCCUUUUCUGACUCUGAACUCGAGGCCCUCCCCUAUGGCGACGCUAGGCUGGGAUUGGAAAGGGUAGCGAAUUUCAUCCUCCCUCCCCAGGUCUAUCACCACGCUUGGCCAGAUAGAAUUGCACGGGUGAGCCGGAGAUUGAAGAAUGCCGUGUGGGGUCAGGAGGUGCAGGUCUAUAUUACUGUCGAGGUGCUGACGCAAGAAAAGGACUCAACAAUUAUGCGCUUUCCCAUUCCCUCCACCGGUCUCAACACCUGCGCGCUCUCCUGGCAGCCGCCUCCCGAGUUCUCUGCGCGUACCAAGGACCUCACAACCAAAGGAGAUAUAACGGAAAUUGAAGUCUGGCAGCUUAUCGCACCCUCGGCCACCUCGGCCAACGUCUCGUCCAAUAUAGACGAGCUCAACUAUGACACCUUAUCGUAUUCGACUCUUCCCGUGCGCGGAGAGCUGCUCGGCGUGCUAGACCUCACAGCCAAGCCGAACAGCACAACACUGGAGUUCGCCUGUCCCAGCGGGGCAGAGAGUCUGGUGGUGGAGAUGAGAUUUGGGUUUAAGUUGGUGAGAAGAAGGGAAUGA
This is a messenger RNA of Penicillium expansum, 849 nucleotides long. RefSeq lists its product as uncharacterized. The record is from RefSeq and is a predicted model, not a curated record. The transcript is spliced from 3 exons. NCBI's taxonomy places the organism in Eukaryota, Fungi, Ascomycota, Eurotiomycetes, Eurotiales, Aspergillaceae. Bases 1 to 849 code for a protein of 282 amino acids.